Molecule: messenger RNA, 472 nt
Organism: Drosophila persimilis
Lineage: Eukaryota; Metazoa; Arthropoda; Insecta; Diptera; Drosophilidae
Exons: 2
Coding region: 41-289 (82 amino acids)
Biological process (GO): 2-oxoglutarate metabolic process
Source: RefSeq, a predicted model, not a curated record
UCAAACUUUUGCUAAAUAUACAAAAUUUUCCCAUAGAGAAAUGGUUCGUCCCACGGUUAUUGGUUUGGCCAAGCGUGUGCCGCUCAUACAGUUCCGCAAAGGAGGAUUGGGUGCGGCCGUGGCCGGUGCACAGACUGCAAAUAAGCAGGCAAGUUCAAAGCCAGCAGCAGGCAAAAAGCUGGCUGGAGGUCCUGCCAUAGAGGAUUGGGAACUGCCGGCACGCUUUGCACGCAAACCCAUAGACCCACUCGAAGCGGAGUACAUCAACAACGGCGGCAUACCAAACUAAAACUGCAACGCGGGCUCGGAGAAAAUGUCUUAUUUAUAAAAUAAACUUGUCUUGAAUCACCAGAUAAUGUAGGAGCUGAUUGAGUCAACAAAGUCACAUCUUUAGAGUAAAAAAAUAGUUCUCUUAAACCUACUACUAAAUUCUUGAAGAAGAAAAUAUAGUCACAGUCAUAUAAUAAAACAA